UCUAACCUGUCAAGUCAAUAUGUCAAACAAAAUGGCUGCGGUAUAAUUUAUUUAUGAUAUACCUAGGAGAAAAAAUUUAUUUGUCUAUUUUUCAACAAAUAAAUAAUUGGAGCCACUCUCUUUCUCCUAAUCCUUGUUGUUUCAAGAUCAACUAUGGCUGAUAGUGUUCAAAUAUUAAGACGCAAUCGUCCUGGCUCGAAAGCCAAGGACUUUUGUCGAUGGCCCGACGAACCAUUUGAAGAAAUGGAUAGUACUUUGGCUGUUCCUCAAUUUAUUCAACAAACUAUUCGACGUGAUCCAUCCAACUUGGAAGCCAUUCUGAAAAUGCCUGAAGCACAGGACGAGGGUGUAUGGAAAUACGAACAUUUACGUCAAUUUUGUAUGGAAUUAAAUGGCCUUGCAGUCAGAUUACAAAGUGAGUGCAAACCAGAAACUUGUACUCAAAUGACAGCUACAGAACAAUGGAUUUUCUUAUGUGCAGCUCAUAAGACUCCUAAAGAAUGUCCUGCUAUUGACUACACUAGACACACUCUCGAUGGUGCUGCUUGUUUACUUAACAGUAACAAGUACUUUCCUAGCAGAGUGAGCAUCAAAGAAUCUUCAGUUGCAAAGUUGGGCUCUGUAUGCCGAAGAGUUUACAGAAUAUUCUCCCAUGCAUAUUUCCAUCACCGUGCAAUAUUUGAUUCCUUCGAAAAGGAAACUCAUUUAUGCAAAAGAUUUACCUAUUUUGUGACAAAAUACUCUAUUAUAUCAAAAGAAAUUUUGAUUUUACCAAAACUUGAUGACGAAACACCACUGGCUCAGCCUGUUGGUGAAUCAGAAGCCUGAGGGUUAAAGAAGUAAUUUAUUUUAUAAAUAUCUUUUGUUUGUAUUCAUGGCAUUUAUUUAAAUUUCACUUGUAUUAAGUAUCAAUAAAACAAUCAGAAUGUCUAAUUCCAGAGUUUUGAUCAUGGAUCUGAUGUUUUAAAGUAGAAAUAUUUUUAAUUAAUUAAUGUGUAAUGUAAGCAUAAACUUACAAUAUAAAUUAAAAUGUCUGCAUUGUAAUGUAGUGGAUUGUAGGUCACAUCAUUUAUUGUAACCAUUAUUCAUUAGAGUAACUGAACAUGUGUGUAUCCAUAAGUUAUGUGUCUUCAAUAUUAUCUAUUACAGACAUUGUAAUAUAGUUCUUUAAAUUUCAGAGUGAUUAAAUUGAGGAAUUACAGCAAAAUCUAUAUUCCAAUCAA
Plodia interpunctella (Indianmeal moth) is the source of this 1223-nucleotide messenger RNA. It is a transcript of the gene Mob4, whose product is annotated as MOB kinase activator 4. Gene Ontology annotation, cellular component: cytoplasm. The record is from RefSeq and is a predicted model, not a curated record. Lineage: Eukaryota; Metazoa; Arthropoda; Insecta; Lepidoptera; Pyralidae. The transcript has 4 exons. Bases 154 to 828 code for a protein of 224 amino acids.